This is a messenger RNA of Aethalodelphis obliquidens (Pacific white-sided dolphin), 3507 nucleotides long. RefSeq names its product interleukin 17 receptor A (gene IL17RA). Gene Ontology annotation, molecular function: interleukin-17 receptor activity. The record is from RefSeq and is a predicted model, not a curated record. The transcript has 8 exons. The coding region runs from base 999 to 3350 and encodes 783 amino acids. Lineage: Eukaryota; Metazoa; Chordata; Mammalia; Artiodactyla; Delphinidae.
GGUGCACGUUUCCUGCCCAGAACGUGUCAGGAGCACAAGCCAGUCCCAGGAGAGCUGUGGCCCUGCUCCCAGCCCCGCCCCAGCUCUCAGUUCCUCAUUCUUCCCCCACGUCCCACCUGCAUUUAUCCCACGCCUUCCCCUCUUGCCACUACUCCUUCCUCCUGGGACGCCUGGCGGGCUCAUCUUCCAAAGCAUCAUUUGACGUGUGUGCACCUCUGGGGUGCCUCUCUGUCCUCCCCAGCAUCUCUGCCACUGCCUGCUUUUCUCAUUGUUAAGAGCCAAGCACACCUAGACGCCCGGCCCCUUGAGAACAGGGCCUGGACCCCACACCCGCCUGUGCAGCCUCCAGACCCCCACAAGUGGCCCUGCAUGUGGGAGGUGAUCGGGAAAUGCUUGUUGAAGCCUUCUUCAUCUCCAGAGCACCCCCUGCUCACACACGUGCACACAUGCGUACUCCUGUAUGUGCACAUGCACACAAAUGUGCACAUACGUGCACACACGAUCUGUUCACCCGGCUUUCUUGCCCCUCGUGUCACUCCCUGCUCCCUGACGUUCCAUCAUCUUGACAUAUUCGUGACGUGAUAUUACGCUAUUUGCUUUUACGGUCUCUCCCACUGGAAUGUCAUCCUUGGAGGGCAGGGACUUUGUCUCACUCACCACCGUAUCUCCAGGGCCUAACACAGGGCCUGGCACAUAUUGGGGGCUCAGCCAGUAUUUGUCAAAUGAGUGACCCCCCCGCCCCCUCCCCGUCCCUAAAGCGGACUGGCUCAGCCCCUGUCACUCGCGGUGGUUCACGCCUCUCUCGUGCCUUCUGAAACCAAAGUAAAAACGUUGCAGUCAAAGAAAUGGAGGGAUCAAGAAGACUCCAGAGGAGUGGUCCCCACGGGCUCCCUGCGUCCGCAGCACCAUGGAAUCACCUGGGAACUUGUCAGAAAUGCAGCUUCCCAGGCCCACCCCAGAGGGGCUGAACCCAAGACUACUACUGCGAGGACCCCAGGAUGAAGAUGACCACGCCCUGCGUGAGCUCAGGGAGCCUGUGGGACCCCAACAUCACUGUGGAGAUCCUCGAGGCCCACCAGCUGCAGCUGAGCUUCACACCGUGGAACGAGUCCACCAAAUACCAGAUCCUGCUGGACAGCUUUCUGCCUGCGGAGAACCGCAGCUGCUUCCGGCGCGUCGUGGAUCUGGACGUGCCUCUCUCCCUGGGGCCUCCUGGGGGCGCAUCCCAGCAGAGGCCAGGGCCUCACUGCCCCUCUGCCCUGCAGCCUGCACAGGAGGCCACCCGGCAGUGCUGCAACGUCACACUCACCCUGCCAGACUUCAGCUGGUGCUGCCGUCACCACGUGCAGAUCCAGCCCUUCUUCAGCAGCUGCCUCAACGACUGCCUCCGACACUCGGUGGCCGUGCCCUGCCCAGGGGUCCCACACACCCCAGACGCCGUUGAAGGUAAGGCCGACUCCUCCCAGGCUCUGCCGCCUCAGGGGACACAGAGGUCCCUGUGUCCUGGAGUGGAGCCAGGCAGAAAGGCUGUACCAGGAGGCGGCCCUGGGUGGUGGGACCAUGGCCCACCUUGGUGUCAGGGAGGACCCCCCAGGGUGGGCGGUUGGUUGAGGACCCCAGGGCUGGCCCAGCAGAGAGGGCAGCUCAGGGAGGGCAGCGGGCGGGCCCCCGGGGCUGGUGUCACAGGCCUCCCUGCCACGCCAUCACGCUGUUUUCCUGCCACAGACCACAUGCCCCUGUGGGUGUCCAGGUGCAUCCCCGGCCUCUCCAUCCUGUUCGUGGGUUCCGUCAUCCUGCUGACCGUCUGCCUGGCCUGGCGGCUACCGGGGUCCCGUCACGGAAAAUGUGAAAACGGCAGCAAAUGCACAGGUGGGCGCCUCCCGGCUUGGGCGGCCUGGGUCUGGGACGUCCCGCCCGCUGCCACCAGCCUGAGCCCCCCACCCCUGAAGCCCAGGAAGGUCUGGAUCGUCUACUCGGCUGACCACCCCCUCUACGUGGACGUGGUCCUGAAGUUCGCCCAGUUCCUGCUCACCGUGUGCGGCACCGAAGUGGCCCUCGACCUGCUGGAGGAGCAGGCCAUCUCGGAGGCGGGGGUCAUGACCUGGGUGGGCCGCCGGAAGCAGGAGGUGGUGGAGGGCAACUCCAAGAUCAUCGUCCUGUGCUCCCGAGGCACCCGGGCCAAGUGGCAGGCCAUCCUCGGCUGGGAGGACGCCGCCGUCCAGCUUCGCUGUGACCGCGGGAAGCCCGCGGGGGACCUGUUCACGGCGGCCAUGAACAUGAUCCUGCCGGACUUCAAGAGGCCGGCCUGCUUCGGCACCUACAUCGUCUGCUACUUCAGUGACAUCAGCUGCGAGGCUGACAUCCCCGAGCUCUUCAACAUCACCUCCUGCUACGCGCUCAUGGACAAGUUUGAGGAGGUCUACUUCCGCAUCCAGGACCUGGAGAUGUUCGGGCCGGGCCGCAUGCACCGCGUCGGGGCGCUCACGGCCCAGAACUACCUGCAGAGCCCCAGUGGCCAGCAGCUCCACGAGGCCGUGCAGCGCUUCCGCCGCUGGCAGGCCCAGCGCCCCGACUGGUUCAAGCUCGAGAACCUCUGCCCGGCAGACGACCAGGACCUCCCGUCCCUGGACGAGGAGGCCUUCGAGGAGCCGCCGCCGGGAGGAGGGAUCGUCCGGCAGGAGCCGCUGGUGCUGGAACCCGCCUCCCAGGGCAGCCUGCUGGUGGAGCUGCUCCUUGCGGGGGAAGGAGGGGGCCCGUCGCGGCUGGAGCCCCAGCCUUGGCCCCAGGAGCAGCCGGCGGCCCAGACGCUCCAGACCACGGUGGUCCCGGUGGACGGGGCCCCUCCAGCGCAGGCGGUGGAGCCCAUCCUUCGGGCCGUCAGGAGCGGUGCCGCCAGCCGGCUGGCCCUGGCUGGGGGAGACGAGGCCUGCCCACUUCUGGGCGGCUGGGGCCCGGGGCGGAACAGCAUCCUCUUCCUCCCCAUGCACCCCGAGGACCCGCCCGUCCGCAGCAGCCCCACGGGGUGGCCAGACGGCUCCAUGCUGCCGUCUCUGCAGCAGAGCCCGUGCUGCCAGGAUGUGCGCACGCCCCCUGGGGGGGAGCAGCGGCGGUCUGUGCAGUCCGACCAGGGCUACAUCUCCAGGAGCUCCCCGCAGCUCCCGGACGACGCCGACGGGGACCAGGGCGGGGAGCCGGGCGGGCAGCCGCUGUGUCCCGAGGGCCUGGAGAGCCUGCGAAGCCUGCAGCUGCUGCUCUUCCUCCAGGAGCUUCGCAAGAACCCUGGCCUGGAGCCCAAGGGGCCGCCGCGUGGGGCCUCCCCUACCCAGGGUGGUGAGCACAUGUGUCCGUAGGUGUGCACGUGUGGACGUGUGUAUGCUCAUGUGUGAGAUGUGUACCUUUAAAACGUGAACAUCUUGGGGCUUCCCUGGUGGCGCAGUGGUUGAGAGUCCGCCUGCCGAUGCAGGGGACGCAGGUUCGUACCCCGGUCCGGGAGGAUCCCACACGCCG